Molecule: messenger RNA, 3274 nt
Organism: Linum tenue
Lineage: Eukaryota; Viridiplantae; Streptophyta; Magnoliopsida; Malpighiales; Linaceae
Source: the annotation of a GenBank genome assembly
CUUCUCUCCUUUCGUCCCCUUUUCUCUCCAACAAUUCUCGAGCUUCAGUUUUUCUUUCCCCUUUCUUUUCGCUCUCUUCCGUAGAACUCUCUCAGAGAGAGCUGUCUUCUCGGCUCAACCUUUCUUCUUCUCACUUUCCUUUUCCUCCUGUUCCUUGAUGCCAACUUCCAACCUCAAGCUAAUGUGAAUUUCUCGCUUUCCUCUGUUCUGUCUCCCCUAUCAUAUUACCCUUCUUUUUGAUUCUUCGGUCUUUCAAUUGCGGUGUGGCGGGAUCGCAGUUUGUCUUUUCCCGUUUCGGGUAACUGGAGAAAGGAUUAGAAGAACUAUGAAUCCCAGCAAUGGAAGAGGUGUUGUCUCUUCUGUUAGCUCUAGGGUUAGCAGGAAAUCUAGCGAAACCGUGCCUGAUCAGUUCCCGGUGGGGCUCCGUGUUAUGGUCGUCGAUGACGAUCCCACUUGCCUUAUGAUCCUGGAAAAGAUGCUCAGAACUUGCAAGUAUGAAGUGAAAAGAUGCAGUAGAGCAGAAGAAGCCCUAUCAAUCCUACGAGGGAAUAGCAAUGGCUAUGAUGUCGUCAUUAGUGAUGUUCAUAUGCCAGACAUGGACGGAUUCAAGCUGUUGGAGCAGGUUGGUUUGGAAAUGGAUCUUCCCGUCAUAAUGAUGUCCGCGGAUGACUCAAAGAGUGUGGUGAUGAAGGGAGUAACUCAUGGUGCUUGUGAUUACCUGAUAAAGCCGGUCCGGAUCGAGGCUUUGAAGAACAUAUGGCAGCAUGUCAUACGAAAGCGAAAGAAUGAGUGGAAGGAAGUGGAGCAACAGUCUGGGAGUGCGGAUGACGGACAGCCGAAGCAGUCGGAGGAUGGUGAUUACUCGUCCUCGGUCAAUGAAGGCAGUUGGAGAAACUCGAAGAGAAGGAAAGAUGACGAUGAGGAUGGAGAGGAUAGGGAUGACACUUCCACUUUGAAGAAGCCUCGUGUGGUUUGGUCCGUGGAGCUGCAUCAACAGUUCGUUGGUGCUGUCAAUCAGCUUGGAAUUGACAAAGCUGUGCCAAAGAAGAUUCUUGAGUUGAUGAAUGUGCCUGGACUCACUAGAGAAAAUGUUGCUAGCCACCUUCAGGUAUGGCUCUAACUUGAUUUACAAGUCUUUUAUUUGGGUGGGGGGGGGGGGGAAUAUUUGGAAUUUGCACGUACUUGAACAAAUAUAUCAUUUUGGUUGAUACUUGAAAUGAUGCUUGGUGUAUUUCCAUUUGUGUUGAGCUUUUUUCUUCUAAUACGGUACUUGCUCUUGUGAGGUACAGAAAUAUCGAUUGUAUCUGAGAAGGCUAAGUGGUGUUUCUCAGCACCAGAAUAAUUUGGGCAGCCCUUUCAUGAACCCUCAAGAUCCCGGAUACGGACCAUUAUCCAAUCUCAAUGGAAUAGACUUGCAAACCUUGGCAGCAACCGGUCAGCUGCCAGCGCAAAGCCUCGCUAAUCUUCAAGCAGCUGGAUUAGGUCGAGCAGCAAUAGCACCCAAAUCCAGGAUUCCAAUCCCAGUGGUGGAUCAGAGGAACCUCUUCAGCUUUGAAAACCCUAAGCUUACAUUUGGGGAUACCCAACAGCAGCCACAACAUUUGAACAAUGGAGGGAAGCAAAUCAACUUGCUUCAUGGAAUCCCAACCAACAUGGAGCCCAAGCAGCUCGUGAAUCUGCACCACCAAGGAAAUUCAAUUCCAGCUGUUCAGAGUGUUCAAAGUGUACACAAUGGGUCCUAUCAACCGCAGUCAAGAGUGCAGCAGCCAAUGGGUAACUAUAAUCCAGUUUCUCACACUUCACCAAUGAUUAAUUUUCCAUUAAGCAGCUCAGCAGAGCUACGAAGCAACAUCUAUGCUCUCCCAAAUAAUCCAGCCAAAGGUGGAUUUCCAGAAGAUGUGACCUCAGAAAUGAAGGGAUCAACACCAGGAUUCGUGCCUAGCUAUGAUAUCUUCAACGAGUUAAAUCACCAACAGAAGGUCCACGAUUGGGAACUGCAGAAUGUAGGGUUGACAUUCAAUGCUACUCAGCAAGCUAAUAAUAGCAUAGAUGUUGUUGGGACUUCAAUCGUAGGAUCUCCCCAUCAGGCCUUCCCAUCAUCGAGCCAAGGAAGUGGUCUGUCUAGGAAUGCAUCUGUUGUUCAUGCGAACAACAAUAAUAAUGCAAUAAGCAUGGGGCAACAUCAUAUGAGCAAUAAUAACUUCUACCACGAGAAUAAUCCAGUUAGGGUUAAGCUCGAAACCCCAUUGUUUCCAGAGCAAUUUGGUCAGGAUGAUCUCAUGAGUGCUCUGCUCAAGCAACAACAAGGAGGGAUAGUACCAGCGGAGAAUGACUUUGAUUUCGACGGGUAUUCCAUAGACAAUAUUCCGGUCUAGGAGUGAACAGAUGAAGAUUCAAGCAUGCGUGAGUUCACUCCCUCGUGGCGAUGGCCAUUGCUGAUGUACAUAACUGUUGUUUCCUGUGGACCCUCCGAAUUUUCUCUUCAACGACAGCAGCAUAGCAAAUUCGAAAGUUAUAGUAGUUUCUUUGUUAGAAGGAAAGAGUUGCCUGCAUUUGACCGACGUAGCUGCAUUUCACCUGUGAAUAUACGAGGACAGGCUCUCUGCUGGGUCUCUAUUGAACGUGGUGUCGUAUAGAAGAACACGAUCGAUCAAAAAGAUCACCAGCAGCAGCAUGAUAUUAUGCUAAAGGCAUACCCAUGCAAAAUUUUGGAUGGAACUAUUCGGGAGGGAAGUCCAGCAGAAGCAAAAGAGGAACCAAAAGAAAUCUAAUUCUUAGGAGGGUGGAAAUGAACAGACUUGUGGUAUUUGAGCUCUUAGAAAAGUUGAAAUUCAGUGAAGAAUUGAUUCAUAAGCUUAAGUAGAAGGGUUGCAGAAGGAAUGUAGGGCUGCCUUUUCGUUCCCCCCUUUUUCUAACCUCUUAAUAAUACAUUUGUUAGGAUUUCAGUUUGCUUUUUGAUUUCCAACUUCUUUUCAGAUUUGUUAUUUGAGGAAGCUGACCCGUGCUGUACAUACAAUCUCUUCACCCCCAUUUGAUUGCUCUUUCAUGCAUAAGUGAUAAAUCCCUUCUUUCCUGGUAUAUUUUCCCCCAGGAUGUUUCAUUUUAUCUUCAUCUUCCCUUUUGUACUUGGAAUUUAUUGCAGGAGUCUUUCUCAUGUUCUUAUAUAUUAUUAAAGCUCCUGCUUUGUGUUGCCGAGUUGUAGACAGAAGCAACAUUGUAUUGAGCUUUUCUGAAUUUGAAAUGAUUUAUUUGCCUACAAUUGUAUUAACAUGGU